Molecule: messenger RNA, 2748 nt
Organism: Symbiodinium natans
Lineage: Eukaryota; Dinophyceae; Suessiales; Symbiodiniaceae
Source: the annotation of a GenBank genome assembly
AUGUCCGGCGUUCCCUCAGAGAGCGGAAUGCCGCUCUUGGAGCUUCAUGCUGUCCACCUUUCGCAAGGCCUCGCGCCAAUGAGAGCUGAGGAGCUGCAGGUUCCGGAAGGAGCAGUGGACAUGCUUCUGUCCGAGGCGCUUGCUCGAGCCUCCGCCCAUCCAGCUGCCGACCGACAAGAAGGCGGAGACAGUGUCGAAGCCAUGGGUGUGUUCACUGGACGUUUGGCUUUUUCGUCUCGAGGCCAGAUGAACGAAGAGCCGUUAUUGCAGAUCCCUUUGCUUAUGGCACACAUCAGUGCGAUGUUUUUGGGCGAUUCGUCCUUGCUUGCGCUGGCACCGCUGUCGACGGGCCCAAUUCCCACAGAGGUUUGGGUCAUGCGUGUCUCCGGAAGCGAUGCCGAUCUUCAGAAGGCUGUCGGACUCCUGAGCAAGUCCGGAGUCAUUCGACACGACCUGCCGUCUGCCUACGUGAUAGGACCCCUCCUUUCGAGAGGUGGGUUUGCCUCGGUGUUCCGUGCGCAGCAACAUAACCCGAGCUCUGCCGAGCAAGGGAAAGUUGCGUUUAAGGUUGUCCCAAUGACCGAUGCACCACUUCAGCGGCAGGUGAAGAAAGAGAUUGAGCUUCAGCUGCUCUGCCAUGACCACCAGAACAUCGCCAAGCUCGUCUCUGUGUUCCAGGCCGAUGGGCGCGAUUUUGCCGAUGACACGAGACCAUGCUGGGCCAUGGCGCUGUCCCUCGCAGCUCAGGGGGACUUGUUCGAUUGGGUGCAUUGCGGAGAUUCGAUGUCGGAAGACUUUGCAGCCAGUGUCAUGCAGGGUCUGCUGGCCGCGCUGCGACACAUACACCUUCAGGGCAUCUUUCAUCGAGACGUGAAGGCUGAGAACGUGCUUCUGUCGAAUUCGCGGCCUCAGUUGUGCGACUUCGGUGUCGCCACGCGCCUCAGCGAAGUGCGAAAGCGUCCUGUUCAUUGUGGACCUGCGGGCGGCACGGCGCCCGAGAUUUUACUGAAUAUGGAGCCCACCACCCAGAGCGACAUCUUCAGUGCCGGGUGCGUGCUUUUCUUCAUGAUCAUGAAGCAACGACCUUUCUGCGACCCCGAACUGGCAGUAGCCGUCAACAGCGCGUUGAUGCGCAAAGUCAACCUGGACCAGUUUGUCGAGCUGCAGAGGUCUCCGAGUCUGAAAGAGCUUCUCGGGGCUUUGAUGGAGAGGUCACCUUUGCAGCGGCCGGAUGCAAAUGCUGCGCUGGGCUACCCUUUCUUUCAGAUGCCUCUGGCGCCGCAUCCGCCACCAACGGAUCCCAGUGCUCGCGCACAUCAGCGCAAGCAAGCAUUUGCAAAGAUGCUGACCACAGCUGACAAGCAGGCAGCUUCCCCGGCAACGGGCUCGACCAUUCCGGAGGUGCCCCAGGACGAGAAUCACGUGCAGGAUGUGUCUCUGCACAGCUUCCAAGGGACCCCACCACACCCAGGAAAGGGUGCAAGCUGGAGUUCUUGCUUUUUGAGCUCCACCCUUCGCUGCGAACCUUUGAUAUUUCGCCGGCGGUACGUCGUGUCCAGUGGCAGCACGAAGAGCUUUCUGCAAAUCAAGCCCGUCAGGGAGUUGCUGGACGUCCUGGAUUUGAGCCACACCAUCUGGCAAACUCUCGAGUUGUCUGAGUACGAGCAAGUGCCACUGGAAGUUCCAGAUGACUCGGAGCCUUAUUCGCCGUCUGCUCCAGAAAGAGAGUCUCCAAGCAGGCCUGGUCCUGAAAGGAUGGCGACCGGACAGAUACGCAGCUUCGUGCGGCAGAACUCCGGUGGCAAGAAACUCCGUAUCGACAGCGUAGGCGGAAUGUCUCCUGAGAUGGGCGAACAUGCCAGGGGCCAGAUGAGCUGGUGGACACAUUCCCAGCAUUCGCCGGUGCUGGGAUCAAAGGUGGUGGCGGAGCAACAGGUGAGCCGCGACCUCUUCGGCACAUGCCACUUCACUCAGGAACGGACCGAGGACGGACGACGCCGGCGGCUGGUGAAGAAGGAAGGGCAGGAGGAAGACUUUGACGACACGGCUUCCUGGCAAUCUUGGAGGUCUGGCAUGAUGUCCAGCGCCUCACGGCGGUCUUCGCGCGGCCGGAGCGGUUCCGUCAUGAGUGUGGUCAGCAACGCAAGUGCUGUCGCUAUGCGCGAGCUGCUGGCAGCUAGCGAUGACGAUGCGCACCCGGAGGUUGAUGAAGAUUAUGCGAUUGGACCUCCGGCAGGGCGAACUCUCUCUGGAAGGAGUAAUGGUGGAGCGGGACUGCCGCAGAUGCACAGACUGUCCAUUCCAGGGGCUGGCGAUCAUCCGAAAAGGCCGAUGUUGACGCCGGCUCCACCGGCAUCCGCUCGCGAACCAAGGGAGGAGCAGCAACAACGAGAUCGUGAUUGGGGCACCUGUGUUUUUGGGAAGGACCAAGCUGCUCCUGGCCGUGGACGCAGAUUGGUGAAGCCCAUGCUUCAGCAGCUGUCUCCUCCCAGUGCAGAGGACGAGGAGACCGCCCGCAGCAGUUCGUGGAUGUCAUUCGCGGGGGAGGUUGGACGGUCUCUCAGCCAGGCCAGUAUGGCGAGCGAGGUGAGCAUGGCUGGCAUUGGAAAAACGCCAAGUGCUAUGGGCAUGCAGGAGCUUCUGGCAGAUAACAGCUUCUCCUCACCGGAGCGUCCGGCACGCCAGGGCAGGCGCGGCACGGCACAACUGCUGCAGGAUCUCUAUGCCGCGACUGAGUAUGGGACGUGA